Molecule: messenger RNA, 1188 nt
Organism: Drosophila rhopaloa
Lineage: Eukaryota; Metazoa; Arthropoda; Insecta; Diptera; Drosophilidae
Product: CCR4-NOT transcription complex subunit 2
Exons: 1
Coding region: 235-1032 (265 amino acids)
Source: RefSeq, a predicted model, not a curated record
UCAUCAAAGCGUAUCAAAAUUUUUUUGUGUGUAGCAGAAAGGAAGGCGGUGCUAGGCGCUUCUCGAAUAGGCUUCAAGAUCGGGUUUUAUUUAAUUUAAGUUGUCUGAGUCUGAGAUUAUCCACCCACACUCACUUAUCCAACCACCCCACCGCCAACUGCCAUUUAACCACACACCACAUUCACACUCACACACAUUUACACGGAAAGGAUAUUUGUAUAAAAAGAUACAAAAAUGCCGCGGCGUCGUCGUCCACGUUGCAAGGUGAAUCCCUCGAUAGCGCUGAGAAAGAAGAACCAGGAAAGUGCCUCCAAUCGUCAGAAGGUGGAGCCGCCACGCCCACCGCCCUUGCCGGAUCCGCCCAGCGAAGAGCCGCCGGAAACGGCCUCCACCUCGAGCGGAGAUGCCGGCAUCGACUCGGAUUACAAGCUCUUCCCGGAACUCUACGAUCGCCAGCCGCCGCUGCCCACGUUUGCGGAUGUAUUCGGUCAACCCAUUUACGGAUUGGUAACGAAGGGUUCGGAUCCGGCCACUUCCGCCACAACGUCGCAAGCGGCGGGAAUCCGGAGUACAGGCGAUGGAAAGUUUACCAACAUUCCGGCCACGAUGUUGGGCGAUCGGUUUGGCAUCACUGGACUCUUGGCCGCCAUGCGAACGACGCACACGGAUCCAAGUGCCACCCAGCUGGUGUUUGGCGAGGAUCUGACCACCUACGGACUGGAUCUGGCCGCCCAGGGGGACAUCUAUGUGCAUUUCAAUGGACCCCUUACCCGCGAACCGCCGGACAGGAGCUCCAUGGACUGCGCCCUCGAGCUGGGGAUGCGAGCUCUGAGGGAUGCCAUGGACAGGAAUCCGCAAAAGGCUCCAAGUUUGGAUCCAGUCGAGCCGGAGACUCGACAUCUGGGUCUUGUGGUCGGUGUGGGCCUGGAUGGGACCAAGAAAUCCGACCCGGAAACGAGCACGGAUGCAGAGUUAGCCACUGAUCAAGAUAGGGAUCCGAAAACGGAUCAAGAGAGAAGCCAGGAAAGCUAACGAAAUCGGGAUCGACGCCGAGGAUAAAAAGAUUGACUAUCCCAGUUAGGACAGCUUGGCAGUUGGAUAGGUCUUUGAAAACUUGGUAAAAUUGUUGAUCUUCGUGAAUUGGUGGAACUUGUUUGGCUCUAAAUAUAGAAUCGACUUGGGAGUAAA